ACGAAAUUCCUCAGAAGAACCUCUUCUCAUCUCCUAAGGUCCCCCAACACCCCCUACAAAAUGCUCACCCUCCGUUCUCACCCCACUACAAUUGCCACCACCACCACCGAAACUACAAUUACAAGCUCUUCAGUUGUGUCCCAUGUCGUCGCUCUCAGUGCGCUUUCUUUCACCUCCCCUGUCCUCUUCCACCUCUGCAUGGCCAAGGACAAGGUCCUCAUCCACUCAAUCGGUGGCACCUGUUACGGAGGAGGUGGAGGUGGAGGUGGAGAGGCUGGAGCCGAGAGUGGAAGAGAGAGAAGGGUACUGGGUGUUGAAGGAGAAGUUCAGGGAAGGCAUAAACCCUUCGGAGAAGGUGAAGCUUCAAAAAGAGCCCAUGAAGCUUUUCAUGGAAAAUGGGAUAGAAGAGCUGGCCAAGAUGUCGCUGGAGGAGAUUGAGAACAGUAAAGUUACUAAGGACGAUAUUGAUGUGAGGCUUAAGUGGCUUGGUCUCUUCCAUAGGAGAAAGCAUCAAUAUGGUAGAUUUAUGAUGCGACUGAAGCUACCUAAUGGGGUGACAACAAGUGCACAAACUCGAUACUUGGCGAGUGUGAUUAGGAAAUAUGGUAAGGAUGGGUGCGCCGAUGUGACAACCAGGCAAAAUUGGCAAAUUCGUGGAGUGGUACUGCCUGAUGUGCCGGAAAUACUUAAAGGUCUAGCAGAAGUUGGCUUGACAAGCCUGCAGAGUGGAAUGGACAAUGUGAGAAACCCUGUUGGGAACCCUCUUGCAGGGAUUGAUCCACACGAGAUUGUUGAUACACGGCCUUACUCCAACUUGUUAUCACAGUUUCUCACUGCCAAUUCAUUUGGUAACCCGGCGGUCACUAACUUGCCAAGGAAGUGGAAUGUGUGCGUGGUGGGUUCUCAUGAUCUCUUUGAGCAUCCUCACAUCAAUGAUCUUGCUUACAUGCCUGCUGUAAAGGAUGAACGGUUUGGUUUCAAUCUGCUGGUUGGAGGCUUCUUUAGUCCCAAGCGAUGUGCAGAGGCAGUACCUCUUGAUGCCUGGGUCCCGGCAGAUGAUGUGAUCCCAGUGUGCGAAGCCAUACUAGAGGCUUAUAGGGAUCUCGGCAACAGAGGGAACCGGCAAAAAACAAGAAUGAUGUGGUUGAUUGAUGAACUUGGUAUUGAAGGAUUCAGGUCAGAGGUAGUCAAAAGAAUGCCCCAAAACCAGCUGGAGAGAGCUUCUCCUGAAGACCUGAUUCAGAAGCAAUGGGAAAGGAGAGAUUAUCUUGGUGUCCAUCCACAGAAGCAAGAAGGUUUUAGUUAUGCGGGUCUUCACAUUCCUGUAGGUCGAGUCCAGGCAGAUGACAUGGAUGAACUAGCUCGUUUGGCAGACUCAUAUGGUUCAGGUGAACUCCGGCUGACUGUGGAGCAAAACAUCAUAAUUCCAAACAUUGAGAACUCAAAACUCAACGAGUUACUUGAAGAGCCUCUAUUGAAAGACAGGUUUUCACCAGAACCGCCUAUUCUUAUGAAAGGGUUGGUGGCAUGCACUGGCAACCAAUUCUGUGGGCAGGCCAUUAUAGAGACAAAGGCCAGGGCCUUGAAGGUGACUGAGGAAGUUGAAAGGCUAGUGGCAGUGACUCGGCCAAUUAGGAUGCACUGGACUGGCUGUCCAAACACUUGUGGGCAGGUACAAGUGGCUGAUAUUGGUUUCAUGGGGUGCAUGGCAAGGGAUGAGAAUAGGAAGCCUUGCGAAGGUGUUGAUGUUUUUUUGGGAGGCAAAAUUGGUAGCGACUCACAUUUGGGAGAUCUUUACAAGAAGGGUGUUCCUUGCAAGGACUUGGUGCCAUUAGUUGUGGACAUUCUGGUUAAACAUUUUGGAGCCGUACCGAGGGAGAGGGAAGACGAGGAGGACUGAUUCAAACAGCGAGAUAACUUCCAUGGAGCUCGUUAAGCUGUUUGGAUGAGUCCCUGCAAAUAUUUGUUCAGGGAGAUGGGUCAUGAAAUAUGAAUGAUGCAUCAUGGUGGGACUAACAUGGGCUGCUCUUUAAAUGGACUGAGAUUUGGGGGAGGCACAUUUUAGUGCUAUACCCAGCAUUUAAUAGGGUUGGUUUUGGAAAUGGUACGAGUCUGGUUGAAUUGUCUGGUGUAUCAAAAUAACAGCCAUGAGUUCAAUGGUCUUGUUAAGAGGAAUAAAAGAAAAGGAAUAUUUUUUUUUUUCAUAAACCAUUCUCAAGUCAUGCAGACCAUGCUGUUAGCACAUCUUCGAAUUUUCCUUGCAACCCAGCUAGAGAAGAAAGUGGGCCACCCCAAUUUCGCAAUUAAGGCUCUAUUUAAUUAGCAUCAAUCUUGCCUGUUUUGGACUGCCAAUGGAAGGAACUUCGGUUGUGCACGCAGUUUGUAAAUCUCGUAUAGCCCGAGCUAAGUCCACGGGCAGGCCCCAAAUUUUCAUUUAAAGAUUUCCUAUCAUACAUCACGACUUCAUCCAUAGGACUUGAGAUCUUGUGCAUGCAUGUUUCCACUCGAUAAUACUAUCUACAAGCUGGAGCCUUUAUAAUGGUGACUCGUCAUAAACCUGGGAAAGCUUAAAAUUGCACGGCCCGCCCAAACUCAGUGAAAUGAUUCCUGAACGAUAUGGUGUGAAGUAUUUGCUACACAACUCUUGGUACUCUCUCUCUCUCUCUCUCUCUCUCUCCCUCCCUCUGUGUGUGUGUUUUUAGCAGCAGAUGUAAGAUUUUCCAUCAACGACGUGGCGUUCUAUAUAUAGGUUUAAAGAGAGACUAGAGUACAUAAAAGCUUUGGUGAUUACCUGUAAAACCCGGCCAUUAAUGUAGUGAUACUAGAGCUAAAAAAUUAUGGAAUUAAGUUGGUCUAAACCCAGUUAUAUGAUAAUGUUUUAUGCUUACGGCUACAUCCACCAAGCAUGGCUAGCUUUAGCUAUAUACUUUCCUCCAAGGUCCGAGGAUGCAACCAAUAGGAGAUUGCCUUCUGCCUGAAACACUGCAUAUAUGCUUCUGCUUUUCACUUGUACGUAAGCUGCUUGAUUUUUUUCCCUAAGAAAGUGAUCAUCAAUUUAUUUC
Messenger RNA from Juglans regia (Persian walnut), 3062 nucleotides. RefSeq names its product ferredoxin--nitrite reductase, chloroplastic. The transcript has 4 exons. Lineage: Eukaryota; Viridiplantae; Streptophyta; Magnoliopsida; Fagales; Juglandaceae. Gene Ontology annotation, molecular function: oxidoreductase activity; heme binding; iron-sulfur cluster binding. The coding region runs from base 143 to 1900 and encodes 585 amino acids. The record is from RefSeq and is a predicted model, not a curated record.